Eimeria mitis is the source of this 465-nucleotide messenger RNA. RefSeq lists its product as uncharacterized. The record is from RefSeq and is a predicted model, not a curated record. NCBI's taxonomy places the organism in Eukaryota, Apicomplexa, Conoidasida, Eucoccidiorida, Eimeriidae. The transcript has a single exon. The coding region runs from base 1 to 465 and encodes 154 amino acids.
AUGCGUCUCAGGUGGGGCCGUCCGCUCCUGGAGUCUCCGCAAGGUGCAGCAGCAGCAGCAGCAGCAGCAGCAGCAACAGCACCAGCAGCAGCAGCAGCAGCAGAUGAAGGCAUACUUACCCCUGAGGAUCUAGAGGGGACCCUGCGGCAUGCCCCCACCCCACCUGGGGGACUGCUGCUGGGCCGUGCAGCAGCAAGAGCUCGUGAGAAGGCUCGAGCAGCAGCAGCAGCAGCAGCUGCUGCUGCUGCUGCUGCUGCUGCAGCCGGGGACAUCCCCACAGGCUCAGAGACACCCACUCCUACUGCUGCUGCUGCUGCUGCUGCUGUUGCUGCUGCUGCUGCUGAGGAGAAAGAGUCAGCUGCCAGGCGACGAUACAGCCACCGCAAAAGGAUACUGGAGGAGGAGGGCUGGGACUUGCUGCACCGCCGGGUGGGGGCUAUGCGAGACAUCAAGCUCUGGCUGUAG